UCCCCGGCAGAGCGCCUUCGGCCAGCUCGUUCUCAACGUCUGUGCCGGGGAGCGGGGCCAGCUCCAGUUAUGGCCUCAGCGACGGGCCGUCCUCCUACUGCCAGGUGUUCUCUUUGUGAAGUUGGGAAUGACAGGCGGCGCUCCGUGGCCGCGGCGUGCUCGACCCAGCUCUGCUGCGCUGGAGGCACGCACUGCGCGGCCCGGACGGCUGCUGGCACCACCGGGGGCCACACCAGGGCUAUCGGGUUCCAGAUCAGCCACCACGUGCAAACGGAGUGCACGCCUCUAUGGUCGCUGCAGCACCGAUCCGUCGCUCAGCGCGCCCAUUCCGUGGGGAGGGGGGAGGAGGAGGAGUAA
Messenger RNA from Prorocentrum cordatum, 357 nucleotides. The record is from the annotation of a GenBank genome assembly. Lineage: Eukaryota; Dinophyceae; Prorocentrales; Prorocentraceae.